AUGGAGGAGAGAAAUGAUACUGAGAAACUUGAUGAGGUUAUGCUACCAGGGUUCAGGUUUCAUCCAACUGACGAGGAGCUUGUUGGAUUUUACCUAAAGAGAAAGAUUCAGCAAAGGUCUCUGUCUAUUGAGCUCAUCAAGCAGCUUGAUAUCUAUAAGUAUGAUCCUUGGGAUCUUCCAAAGUUGGCUACUACAGGGGAGAAAGAGUGGUAUUUCUACUGUCCCAGAGACAGAAAGUAUAGAAACAGUGCAAGGCCUAAUAGGGUAACAAGUGCUGGUUUCUGGAAAGCUACAGGGACUGACAGGCCUAUAUAUUCCUCAGAGGGUUCAAAGUGUAUUGGCUUGAAGAAAUCCUUAGUGUUCUACAAAGGUAGAGCUGCCAAAGGUGUCAAAACUGACUGGAUGAUGCAUGAGUUCAGAUUACCUUCUCUCACUGUCUCAUCAUCAUCAUCAUCAUCCCCUAAGAAGUACAUAGACAAGACGACCAUUCCUGCUAAUGAAUCUUGGGCAAUCUGCAGGAUAUUCAAGAAAACCAAUGCUACAGCUCAAAGAGCUCUCUCUCACACUUGGGUUUCUUCCUUACCUGAAACGAUAACAACCUCUGAUAUGAUAACCAAUGAUCGAGAAAGCAACCAAUUUUAUUCAGCAAACAUGCCAUUGACAAAGAAAACUAGCUUAGGUAGCCAGUUUUGUACUGUUAGACACAAUGACGACACACAACACUUAACCACUACUAGUAGUACUCUUUGUCCAUUAGAUGUUGCCUCUUAUAUUAAACCCCUUAUUAAUCCAUUGUUUUACAAACCCUUUGAUCGGUUACCCAUUUCAAAUGGAGACCUUACCAAUGGAUUAUUAUUCUCAUCUCCUCUUGAAACAUCUACAACUAGUGCUAAAUCUUCAAUGGAUGUUUCUUCCUUAGCGCUAUUGAGUAUGUCAUCUUCUGUGCUUGGAGAUUUUAGUGAGACCACUGAGGGAACAACCACAAACUUCGGCAGUGGGUUACAAGAGCACAAUAAUGGCUACACAAUACCAUUAUUACGUGAGAUGCAAGGGACCAUUGGCAACCAGCAAGAUGAAAAUGUAUUGGUAAUGAUUCCUAAUGUGAAUGUGCCUCGUGUUGAUGAGCAACAUUUGGAGACAGUACGAUUUCCAUUCGGUAUGCCUUUCAAUAUUGGCGAUGGAUGGAAGUCAAGUGUGCUUUUGGAUACUUCAACUUGUCCUUGUGAUGCACCCUCUUGUUAUUCCUCAACCAAUUAA
Gastrolobium bilobum is the source of this 1257-nucleotide messenger RNA. RefSeq names its product protein FEZ-like. The coding region runs from base 1 to 1257 and encodes 418 amino acids. The record is from RefSeq and is a predicted model, not a curated record. The transcript is spliced from 3 exons. NCBI's taxonomy places the organism in Eukaryota, Viridiplantae, Streptophyta, Magnoliopsida, Fabales, Fabaceae. Gene Ontology annotation, biological process: regulation of DNA-templated transcription. Gene Ontology annotation, molecular function: DNA binding.